GCGACCAGCCCAUCGAAGACGCAGCGAGAAAGCAACCAUGUCGACAAGAGAUCCAGGAAACGAUAGACCUGAAGACGACGGGAUAACGGUGCCUCGGUCGAGCGAGGGAAUGGACCCAGUCAAACAGCCUGAUGAAGUCGAGGAUCUCUGGCAUACUCUGAUACACUGGAACGAUCUACCGCACUGGCUUCAGGACAACCACUUUAUCCAUGGCAGCUAUCGCCGUGCCUCCUACAGUUACACAAGAUCUCUGCAGAGCAUUCUGCACUGGCACAACGAGAGCGUGAACAUCUGGACGCAUUUAGUCCCUGCUACGCUUAGUUUGCCCUUUGCAGCUUUUCUCUAUAUUGUGCUCAAGCCUCGCUAUGAGAAAGCUUCGGUGGCCGACGUCAUAGCAAUGAGCUGCUUCUUUGGUGGUGCGGCUGCUUGUUUAGGACUGAGUGCAUUCUACCACACCCUGUCCAACCACUCUCCGCGCGUUGCCAGACUGUGGAAUCAGCUGGACUAUGCCGGGAUAUCUGUGCUGAUUGCCGGCUCAUUCAUCCCCAGUGUAUAUUAUGGGUUUUGGUGCCAUCCAUGGAAACAAUGGACAUACUGGACCAUGAUCUGCACCUUGGGCAUAGCAUGCACCACAACAUCAGUCCUUCCACGCUUCCGAACUCCAGCUUGGAGGCCUUACCGGGCUCUGAUGUUCGUUGGAAUGGGCAUCUCUGCAGUGUUUCCUGUCCUCGAUGGACUGUGGACCUUCGGACUGGGAGAUAUGGAGAACCAGAUUGGCCUGUCGUGGUUGGUAUUGCAGGGAGCUCUCUAUAUUUUGGGUGCUGGUCUGUAUGCGGUAAGUUUGCAGCCGCAUUGAUGGUUGCCAUAUGCUGAGUAGACGAUUUUAGGCGAGGGUUCCAGAGGCCUUCUAUCCAGGCAAAUUUGAUACUCUCGGAAGCUCGCACCAGAUCUUCCAUGUCUUGAUCGUCCUGGCUGCAUUAUCCCAUCUCAAAGGACUCCUCAAAGCCUUUGACUAUCGUCAUGGGACCAUGGCAUCCGUUUGCAAAUAGACCCGGUGGCACAUGUUCAUAGCUUGAAAUCGGCAUUCACAAACGCGCGGAUCGCAUCGGGAUCUCUCUCGCGACCGGCAAUUUGCGACACCAUCGAGGUUUUCAAUUCGCGCGACCGAUCCGAAGUCAAAUCGUAGAUAGUAGCGAGGUUGAUUGUCAAGGUCUGGAAAGAAUGUCCGUCAUUGACGAGCUUUUCCAACAACUGCCUUGCCUUCAGAACCUCCCCUCGAUAUAGAUAUGCAACUGCAAGGUUCUGUUCCACAAGUGCAGCCAAGUCUGCGUCAACGCUCGCUCCGUUUUCAGACAGACUCUUCAUUGCAUCGUCAUACCGGCCUUCGGCGAUUGCGAGAAGAGAACCAAGUACAAGCUUGUCCUCCGGGUCCAGAUUUCCAGAUUCAAUCAGCCUCUUGGCUCCAGUGACGUCGCCCAUCUUGAUUUUCAAC
Messenger RNA from Cladophialophora immunda, 1492 nucleotides. RefSeq lists its product as hypothetical. The transcript has 2 exons. The record is from RefSeq and is a predicted model, not a curated record. Bases 38 to 856 code for a protein of 272 amino acids. Gene Ontology annotation, cellular component: membrane. NCBI's taxonomy places the organism in Eukaryota, Fungi, Ascomycota, Eurotiomycetes, Chaetothyriales, Herpotrichiellaceae. Gene Ontology annotation, molecular function: signaling receptor activity.